AAAUUAAGGCUGCCCUUAUCAGUGGCACAUGUAUUAUUUAAAGCCACUUGCAGCAACAAAGGAGUGAUUGCGACUUCUUGCAACCAGUCGUAGUGUCUAGCAGAAGUAGCCGCGUGUAGUUGGUAAAAUAAGAUGAUGGUCCGAGGAGAAGCGGAAACGGCGGCCCAUUUGACAUCAAAGUACUUUUCGGCAGUCGACUAUGCGGUUUUCGGCGGAAUGCUGCUUUUCUCGGCGCUCAUCGGCAUUUACUUUGCGUUUUUCGCCAAACAAAAGCAGAAUACGACAAAUGAAUACCUGAUGGGCGGAAAGAGCAUGGGAAUUUUUCCUAUCUCAAUGUCAUUAAUUGCCAGUUAUAUAUCUGGCAUCGCCUUGCUCGGCUUGCCUGCAGAAAUGUACACUUUCGGAACGCAGUACUGGAUGAUUGUUUUGCCAGAGAUCGCUGUCAGCUUUACAAUGGCUAAUGCCUACAUUCCUGUAUUUUAUGAGCUUAACAUAACAUCAUCGUACGAGUAUCUUUGCUUGCGCUUCAAUCAGCCCGUCAGGAUUUUAGGGUCAGCUAUUUUUAUCAUCAAAAUGAUGCUCUACAUACCACUGGUAAUUUAUGUGCCAGCUUUGGCUUUUAAUCAAGUUACUGGAAUCAACUUGCAUUACGUAACCCCAGCGGUUUGCAUUGUGUGCAUAUUUUACACAACUCUGGGCGGUCUGAAAGCGGUCGUGUGGACCGACACGCUGCAGACGAUCAUAAUGUUCUUCGGAAUUAUUAUUGUGAUGAUAUUAGGAACCGCUUACGUGGGCGGAUUCGGUGUUGUCUUUAACAGAAAUGCUCAGAGCGACAGACUGGAGUUUUUCAACUUUGAUCCUGACCCGACGGUGCGACACACAAUAUGGUCUGUGUGCGUGGGCAACUACUUUAACUGGCUUGCAUCUUGCUCAGUUAACCAGGCCAUGGUGCAGCGGUGUCUGGCAAUGCCGACCAUUGGAAAGGCAAAAAUAACUGUUCUGAUACUAGCGCUUGGAAUACUGAGCAUCGUUUCCAUGUCAUGCUACACAGGUUUGAUAAUUUAUGCAGCGUUCCACGAUUGCGAUCCCGUGACAACAAAAUUGGUGAGCAAACCAGAUCAGAUCUUGCCCUAUUUCGUCACACAAAUCGCGUCCAACGUCCCUGGACUUCCAGGGCUUUUCGUGUCUGGCGUCUUCAGCGCGGCGCUCAGCUCAAUGUCGACGGGACUAAACUCGAUCACAGGAGUGCUCUACGAAGACUUCGUUAAGCCGUCCGUGAAAAAGCCCUGGUCGGAGGCCAAAGCGAGCUUCCUCAUGAAAGUGGUCGUCGCCGUCGUGGGUUCGAUUUGCGUGGCACUCGUUUUUCUCGUUGAACGCAUGGGAGCGAUCAUUCAGGUUGCAAAAAGUUUGUCUGGAAUAACUGCUGGAGCACUUCUGGGAACUUUUUCGCUUGGCAUGUUCUUUCCGUGGGCCAAUUCUGCGGGCGCCAUGGCUGGUGGGAUCAGCAGCAUGCUUUUGGUUGCAUACAUUUCUUUGGGAACGCAAGCCCACAUCGCCUCUGGGAAAAUUUCCUACCCAAAAAAACCGUUCUCGGUUUCCGGAUGCUCUUUGGAACAACUUUCAGUCCUAAAUAAUUCAACAAUUCCAAUAAUUAUUGAAGAUGCAUCGAUCGGUGUCACUGCUGAAGAUGUUUCUUACAUUUUCCGUCUUUCAUAUCUUUAUUAUACAAUGAUCGGAGUUUUUACCGCCAUCGGCGUUGGCCUCUUGGUCAGUUUUGCUACGGGUGCCAAUAAACCUCAAGAUGUGGAUCCGCGCUUCCUCAGCCCUGUCAUCAGACGGUAUAUUACGUACGACGCCAAGCAAAGGCAAAAAUAUUUUGAUGGAGAAGCUUACGAACUAAGAUCGGUGCAGAAAAAAUUAAUCUCUCCAGCGUCUUGACACAAUUGCUAAUAAUAAAAAGAAAAAUGUGUGAAUAAAAAUUUUAAUAAGUCAGACACGAUUAUGAUAUUUAUAUGAAUUUAUAUGAAACAAGCGGAUGAUAAAUAAUUUUCACAGGUAAAUUGUUGAAGUUUGAUUACAUUGAUAAAGAUCUUAAAAUAUGCAGCAAUAUUAAUUAGAGGUGUAUCAAAAACCAGUUGUCUGUUUAAAUGCGUGCUCCCAUAGAGCUGAAA
Molecule: messenger RNA, 2171 nt
Organism: Neocloeon triangulifer
Lineage: Eukaryota; Metazoa; Arthropoda; Insecta; Ephemeroptera; Baetidae
Product: sodium-coupled monocarboxylate transporter 1-like
Exons: 13
Coding region: 133-1938 (601 amino acids)
Biological process (GO): transmembrane transport; sodium ion transport
Cellular component (GO): membrane
Molecular function (GO): symporter activity
Source: RefSeq, a predicted model, not a curated record